Messenger RNA from Beauveria bassiana ARSEF 2860, 234 nucleotides. RefSeq lists its product as uncharacterized. The record is from RefSeq and is a predicted model, not a curated record. NCBI's taxonomy places the organism in Eukaryota, Fungi, Ascomycota, Sordariomycetes, Hypocreales, Cordycipitaceae. The transcript has a single exon. Bases 1 to 234 code for a protein of 77 amino acids.
AUGCCUCUGAUCAAUGCUCGUGAUGAGGCACAUCAGCCCUCAGAUCUCGCCACCAGUUUGACCGCCCUUACUUCAACGAAUAGUGGCUUCUUCACACUCCGGCAUUCACGCUGCUGUCACAACCACAUUAUCACCGACAACCCCAGCGAAGCAUCAUCGCUUUCUUUGUACUGGACACACGAUCAACUUGGCAGCGCACGCGUUCAUUUAGUAAACGGCAUAGGAACUAGAUAG